Molecule: messenger RNA, 324 nt
Organism: Trypanosoma rangeli
Lineage: Eukaryota; Euglenozoa; Kinetoplastea; Trypanosomatida; Trypanosomatidae
Product: putative ubiquitin-protein ligase-like
Exons: 1
Coding region: 1-324 (107 amino acids)
Source: RefSeq, a predicted model, not a curated record
AUGACGCAACUGCUGGCAUUGUUUCUCAGCCGCGAUUUGUGUGACAUGUUAUGCGACAGUUUUUGGAAACAGUGUAUUUCAGUUGUAAGAAGAACUGUGAAGGAGGUCUCAUUGCGUGGGGAUUUGCCUAUGCCCCUGCUGGGGUAUGUCUCACGGGUAAUUGGCCCGUUUCUAAACACCGAUCUGCGGCACCAUAAAGCAGAGCUACACAUUGCUGUGAAUGGCAGUGAAGGUGGCUGUCUCAUUGGUAGGAACAUUAUUUUUUAUCUUGCGUUGCUUGCCAGCUUGAUAGUGGAAGUACCGGAUGCCGAGGUGAGGGCAUGA